Messenger RNA from Sporothrix brasiliensis 5110, 675 nucleotides. RefSeq lists its product as uncharacterized. The record is from RefSeq and is a predicted model, not a curated record. The transcript has a single exon. NCBI's taxonomy places the organism in Eukaryota, Fungi, Ascomycota, Sordariomycetes, Ophiostomatales, Ophiostomataceae. The coding region runs from base 1 to 675 and encodes 224 amino acids.
AUGAAGUACACCUCCUUCCUGCUGGCUCUUGCUGGCACGGCCGCCGCCAUCGACGAGUCCCUCAUCAUCCAGGACGACGGCGGCAGCAACACCAUCAACGGCUAUGCCAGCCGCAUCCCCGUCUGCGCCAACCUCUGCAUCUUCCAGGCCGCCGUUGCCGUCGGCUGCGACACCGACGACUACCACUGCCAGUGCUCCGACACCAAGUACGACCAGCUGAUUGCCCUCACCCACAACUGCCUGGACAAGUCGUGCAGCCCUGCCCAGGCCAAGAACGCCCACACCCUCAGCAACAAGAUCUGCGGUGCCGUCAAGCGCGGUCUGCCCGUGCUCAAGCGCGCCGCCGCUCCGGCCCCUGCCCCUGCCCCUGCGCCGGCCCCGUUCCCUGCACCCGCCCCUGCGCCGGACGCCUUCCCGGCGCCUGCCCCCGAGCCCGAGAUCCCCGAUGAUGUCGUCGCUGCCUACCUGGCCCGUCGCGAUGCCGACACCGGCUGCGGUUCCCCCACGACCGUCCAGACCGUCCAGGCCUCCCACAUCCCCACCGCCAGCCUGAUCCCCUCGCCGACCACCACUUCGACGCCGACCUCGGUGACCACGGCCGGCGCGGUCGUCCACGGUGUUCCUGUUGCGGCCGUGGCCGGUGCCGCCGUGGCCGCGGUGGCCAUGAUGCUGUAA